UAUGGCCCUGAUAAAAUGCCAGGUCAAUAUAUACUGAAAUUUGAAUAAGGCGGCAAAUCAUGACAGAUGAGUAGCUGAUGUCCAAAUUAAAUCACUCUGCAAUUUCUCAUCUUUGCUCCACAAGAUCACUCUCUCAUUUCAAACAAUGCUCUUCUCAACUACACAAUGCUACUCAUGUACGCAAUUUCAACUCUUCAGCCGACCACAUUGUUCCCCCAAAGCCAAGAACUUUCUCUCAUAUGUUCCAAGCUUUUUCGCGACAAAGAGCGAUAAAUCCGGGGAAACAAGCGCACGGGCGCAUGAUUGUAUCUGGGUUUCGACCCACUGUGUUUGUGACUAACUGUUUGAUUCAGUUUUAUGUGAAGUGUGGCGAUUUGGGGUGUGCGUGGAAGGUGUUUGAUGGAAUGUCGGAGAGAGAUGUGGUGUCGUGGAAUGCGAUGGUUUUUGGGUAUGCAAGUGUUGGGGAUAUGGGGAAGGCUCAGGGGGUGUUUGAUAAGAUGGCGGAGAGGGAUGUGGUGUCGUGGAAUUCGUUGGUGUCGGGGUACUUGCAGAAUGGGGGGUUUGGGAGGGCGGUUGGGGUUUUUUUGGAAAUGAGGAGAGGGGGUGUGGAUGUUGAUCCGACUACUUUUGCGGUUGUGUUGAAAUGUUGUUUGGGUUUGGAGGAUUAUGUUUUGGGGGUUCAGAUUCACGGGGUUGUUGUUCGGAUGGGGUUUGAUUGUGAUGUGGUGACUGGAAGUGCGUUGUUGGAUAUGUAUGCUAAAUGUAAGAGAUUGAAGGAGUCGAUACAGGUUUUUGAUGAAAUGCCUGAGAAGAAUUGGGUUUCUUGGAGCGCGCUGAUUGCUGGUUGUGUUCAGAAUAGAGAGUUUUUUAUGGGUUUGAGUUUGUUUAAAGAGAUGCAAAUGGAAGGAAUUGGAGUGAGUCAGUCUAUAUAUGCCAGCGUGUUUCGAUCAUGUGCAGAUGUAUCGUCACUAAGCUUUGGUUCUCAAAUGCAUGGUCAUACAAUAAAGGCGAACUUUGGUUCUGACAUCAUUGUAGGAACUGCCACUCUUGAUAUGUACUCAAAGUGUGGUAAAUUAUCUGAUGCCAGGAAGCUUUUUGAUAGGUUGCCAAAUCAUAACCUGCAAUCCUAUAAUGCCAUUAUUGUUGGUUACGCUCGAGCCAGUCAAGGUUCUGAAGCACUGCAACUUUUUCGUCGUUUAGUAAAAUCUGGUCUUCGUUAUGAUGAAAUAAGCUUAUCUGCCGCAUUUAGUGCUUGUGCAGAAAUUAAAGGAUAUUUUGAAGGCAUGCAACUUCAUGCAUUGGCUCUCAAGAGUACUUAUUGGUCUAAUGUCUGUGUUGCUAAUGCCAUGUUGGAUAUGUAUGGAAAAGUUGGAGCCUUGACUCAAUCAUUUUGCGUGUUUGAUGAAAUGGAAAGAAGGGACCCUGUUUCGUGGAAUGCCAUAAUUGCAGCUUAUGAACAGAAUGGAGAUGAAGAAACAACUCUAUCUUUCUUAGUUUCCAUGCUGCGUUCCAAUAUGGAACCAGAUGAGUUCACCUAUGGUAGUGUUUUAAAAGCUUGUGCAGGUAAGCAAUCACUGAACUAUGGCAUGGAAAUUCAUGGAAGAAUAACGAAAUCUGGAAUGGGAUCGGACUCCUUUGUUGGAAGUGCUCUUGUUGAUAUGUACUGCAAGUGUGAAAAGGUGGAAGAAGCAGAGAAGCUCCAUAACAGAAUGGAAGAAAAAACAAUUAUGGCGUGGAAUGCAAUAAUCUCUGGAUUUGCAUUGGUUGAACAAAGCGAAGAAGCUCAGAAAUUCUUUGCUCACUUAUUAGAAAUUGGAGUUGCCCCUGAUAACUUCACAUAUGCAACAGUUCUUGAUACUUGUGCUAAUCUGGCAACCAUUCAACUUGGUAUGCAAAUCCAUGCUCAAGUUAUUAAGCAGGAAAUGCAAGUAGAUGUUUUUAUAUGCAGCACUCUUGUUGACAUGUAUGCAAAAUGUGGGUACAUGCAAGACUCAAGAUUAAUUUUCGAGAAAGCAUCAAAACGUGACUUUGUGACAUGGAAUGCGAUGAUUAGUGGCUAUGCACAGCAUGGUCUUGCAGAAGAGGCCCUUCAGAUUUUCGAGGCCAUGCAAUUGAAGAAUGUGAAACCAAACCAUGCAACUUUUGUGGCAGUCCUCCGUGCUUGCGCUCAUAUGGGACUUGUCAAGAGAGGGUUGAAGUACUUUUACUCUAUGUCAAGGGAUUAUAAAUUAGAUCCCCAACUAGAACAUUACUCAUGUAUGAUUGAUAUAUUAGGGAGGUCAGGCCAAAUUAAUGAUGCCCUAAAGCUUAUCGAUGAGAUGCCUUUUGAGGCUGAUGAUGUAAUUUGGAGAACACUACUUAGUAUUUGCAAGUUGCAAGGGAAUGUAGAGAUGGCAGAAAAAGCAGCAACUUCUCUCCUAAAACUGGACCCCCAAGACUCUUCUGCAUAUAUUCUUCUAUCAAAUAUAUACGCUGAUGCAGGAAUGUGGGACGAGGUCUCCAAAUUGAGGAAAUUAAUGCGGUAUACUGGACUGAAAAAGGAGCCUGGUUGUAGCUGGAUUGAGUUGCAGUCAGAACUGCAUAUGUUUCUUAUUGGAGACAGAGCUCAUCCCAUGUGCAAAGAGAUAUAUGAAAAGUUAGAUUUAUUAACAGAUGAUAUGAUAUUGCUCGGAUAUGAUCCUGAUAUCAUUUCACUCAUCCAAGACGUGGAAACAACAAGAACUGUAGCCUGCAUGUAGUAUCUCAUAGCUGAAAGUGAAGAUACUGACGCCUUGCUUCUCAGUUGCUCCUUACCCAAACUGUAUGCAACUAAGUGCUCGAUGUUCCCACAGUUUUAAGUGACAACAUUUAUAAACCUUGCUAGAUUUUUCUUAAUGAUGCCGGGAGAGACAGUUGAAGACCUGUUGCAACUCAUUGGUGAACAACAUAUAUGCCUCAUCUUCCUUGUCGUGAUCUUUACCUUGUCAUUUCUAGCACACUGACUUUAACAGCUGGAAGGGAUUAAAGUUUCAGACAAAUCACAAGGAAAAAACUUUCGGACCAUGUGCAGGGAAAGGUAAUUUUAUGGCAGCUGCCGAAUGAAUGUAAAGCCCAAGCAGUUGACUUGGAGGAUUUGCUUGAUCAGGACAAGCCCGGAUCAAGGUGACCAAAAGCCGAAGCCACCUCCCUGUUGAGACUGAGAAUGUUCCUCAGAAAACAGAGGCAUUUACAAUCCGAUCGUUUUUGGUUUUUGACAUGUGGAUUCGGAUGAAAUAGCGAAGAUGCAGAUGGAUCGAGUAUGCGUUACGAAUGAAUCACAGUUGGAGAUUCUGACUAGGGGUGAGCAUUCGGUUCGGGUAUCCAUAAACCGAAUGGAUAUAUCCGAAAUAUUAUGGUUCGGAUAUCGAACCGAUAAAAUAUAAUUCGGUAUAUGGAAUGUUUUUAGAUAAUUUCGGAAUUUCGGUUUUUUAAAACGGAUUUUUGGAUUUAUCCGAAUUAAUCAAAAAAUCCAAAAUUUUGUAAAAAAUAUCUUUUAUACUAUUCUCAUCUACUAAUUUAUAUAGUUAUGUUGUAACUUAUCCUUUAGGUUUUUUUGAAACAUAAUAAACAAUUUCAA
Molecule: messenger RNA, 3595 nt
Organism: Daucus carota subsp. sativus
Lineage: Eukaryota; Viridiplantae; Streptophyta; Magnoliopsida; Apiales; Apiaceae
Product: pentatricopeptide repeat-containing protein At3g02330, mitochondrial
Exons: 4
Coding region: 78-2738 (886 amino acids)
Molecular function (GO): protein binding
Source: RefSeq, a predicted model, not a curated record